GGACCGGGCUCGCGCUGGAGUUGCGGACACCCGUCGACGCUGCCGUCUCCCUCGGGACCUCCUUCGCCGCCACUGGCCGUCACCAUGCACCCGGACCUGCGCAAGGAGCGGGCCUCCGCCAGCUUCAACCCGGAGCUGCUUACCCACGUCCUGGACGGCAGCCCCGAGAACACCCGGCGCCGCCGAGAGAUCGAGAACAUGAUUCUGAACGACCCAGCCUUCCAGCACGAGGACAUGAACUUCCUCACUCGCAGCCAGCGUUACGAGGUGGCUGUCAGGAAGAGUGCCACCAUGGUAAAGAAGAUGAGGGAGUUUGGCAUCGCAGACCCUGAUGAAAUCAUGUGGUUUAAAAAACUACAUUUGAUCAAUUUUGUGGAACCUGUGGGCCUCAAUUACUCCAUGUUUAUUCCUACCUUGCUGAAUCAGGGCACCACUGCUCAGAAAGAGAAAUGGCUGCUUUCAUCCAAAGGACUCCAGAUAAUUGGCACCUACGCCCAGACGGAAAUGGGCCACGGAACUCAUCUUCGAGGUUUGGAAACCACAGCCACGUAUGACCCUGAGACCCAAGAAUUUAUUCUCAACAGUCCUACUGUGACCUCCAUUAAGUGGUGGCCUGGGGGGCUUGGAAAAACUUCAAAUCAUGCAAUAGUUCUUGCCCAGCUCAUCACUAAAGGAAAAUGCUAUGGAUUACAUGCCUUCAUUGUACCUCUUCGUGAAAUCGGGACCCAUAAGCCUUUGCCAGGUAUUACUGUUGGUGACAUCGGCCCCAAAUUUGGUUAUGAUGAGAUGGAUAAUGGCUACCUCAAAAUGGACAACUACCGAAUUCCCAGAGAAAACAUGCUGAUGAAGUAUGCCCAGGUGAAGCCUGAUGGCACAUAUGUGAACCCACUGAGUAACAAGUUGACUUAUGGGACCAUGGUGUUUGUUAGAUCCUUUCUUGUGGGACAAGCUGCUCAAAGUCUGUCCAAGGCAUGCACCAUUGCUGUCCGGUACAGCGCUGUAAGGCACCAGUCCGAAAUCAAGCCAGGUGAACCAGAACCUCAGAUUUUGGAUUUCCAAACCCAGCAAUAUAAACUCUUUCCACUACUGGCCACUGCCUAUGCCUUCCAGUUUGUAGGUGCAUACAUGAAGGAAACCUAUCAUCGGAUUAAUGAAGGCAUUGGCCAAGGGGACCUGACUGAACUGCCUGAGCUUCAUGCCCUCACCGCUGGGCUUAAGGCUUUUACCUCCUGGACGGCAAACACUGGUAUCGAAGCAUGUCGGAUGGCUUGUGGCGGGCAUGGCUAUUCUCAUUGCAGUGGUCUUCCAAACAUUUAUGUCAAUUUCACCCCAACCUGUACCUUUGAGGGCGAAAACACUGUCAUGAUGCUACAGACGGCUAGGUUCCUGAUGAAAAGUUAUGACCAAGUGCACUCAGGAAAGUUGGUAUGUGGCAUGGUGUCCUACUUGAAUGACCUGCCUAGUCAGCGUAUCCAGCCACAGCAGGUAGCUGUCUGGCCAACUGUGGUGGACAUCAACAGCACCGACAGCCUAACUGAAGCUUAUAAACUCCGUGCAGCCAGAUUAGUAGAAAUUGCUGCAAAAAACCUUCAAACAGAAGUGAUUCACAGAAAGAGCAAGGAGGUAGCAUGGAACCUAACUUCUGUUGACCUCGUUCGAGCAAGUGAGGCACAUUGCCACUAUGUGGUAGUUAAACUCUUUUCAGAAAAACUCCUCAAAAUUCAAGAUAAAUCCGUUCAAGCUGUCUUAAGGAAUUUGUGUCUUUUGUAUUCUCUGUAUGGAAUCAGUCAAAAGGCAGGGGAUUUUCUUCAGGGGAACAUCAUAACAGAAUCUCAAAUUACCCAAGUAAACCAACAUAUAAAGGAAUUACUCACUCUGAUUCGCCCCAAUGCAGUCGCUUUGGUUGAUGCAUUUGAUUUUCAGGAUGUGACACUUGGCUCUGUGCUUGGCCGCUAUGAUGGGAAUGUGUAUGAAAACUUGUUUGAAUGGGCUAAGAACUCCCCACUGAACAAAGCCGAGGUCCACGAAUCUUAUUACAAGCACCUGAAGCCGCUGCAGUCCAAGCUGUGAAGUGUCACAGGGGCAAAUUUCAUCUGCUCUAGAUAGCUGCUGUAUGCAACUCUAUACCUGACACACAAAUCUAUGUGAAAUCUUUAUCAAAUUCAAAUCAUUAUAGUGCAAAUCAUAAAUUGACCCCUUUCCUCUUUUUAUAAAUGAAGGGGGAAAUCAUGACCAGAUUUCAGAGAUUAAAUUGAAAAAAAAAGUGUUUUAAGUGCAAUUAACAUUUAAUGAGACCCGUUAGCAUUCAGAAAAAGCUUAAGAAAUGGCAGUAUGACUUCAUUUGUAAUGCUGCUAAUCCCAGUAGGCUAUGACUUUUGAUAAUCUGCAAAAUUUAACUACUAAGUAGUUAAUUAUUUUCACAUUGUAAUCACUGGCUACACAAGUGUUUUUAAGCAAAGGUGGUUUUGAAGUGGGGUAGGACCCUUCCAGGCUUUCCUUGCUAAAUGUUCUACCCCUUCUGGCUAAGAAGCGGAACUGGAGAAAAAGGACUGGGGGAAGAAACUCAUCAAAAAACUUAACAUGGGUGAGUUUGUGCUUGACACUUUUGGCCUGCUUGCCCUCCUUUGCUGAUGGAUUGCUCCUGUGAAACUAUUC
Messenger RNA from Carlito syrichta (Philippine tarsier), 2655 nucleotides. RefSeq names its product acyl-CoA oxidase 1 (gene ACOX1). Lineage: Eukaryota; Metazoa; Chordata; Mammalia; Primates; Tarsiidae. The record is from RefSeq and is a predicted model, not a curated record. Gene Ontology annotation, cellular component: peroxisome. Bases 85 to 2070 code for a protein of 661 amino acids. The transcript has 14 exons. Gene Ontology annotation, molecular function: FAD binding; fatty acid binding. Gene Ontology annotation, biological process: fatty acid beta-oxidation using acyl-CoA oxidase; very long-chain fatty acid metabolic process; lipid homeostasis.